Rotaria socialis is the source of this 1659-nucleotide messenger RNA. The record is from the annotation of a GenBank genome assembly. NCBI's taxonomy places the organism in Eukaryota, Metazoa, Rotifera, Eurotatoria, Philodinida, Philodinidae.
AUGUCAAUUAUCUUUUUCUACUUAACACUCUUAUCAUUUUCAUUAACACGAGCGUGCGAAAUGUUCGUUGGUAUGACCUGUACAUGUUAUGAAUCAAUUGAUAUCCGUUGUACGAUGCCAAAAAUAGCUCCAUUAGCAUUUGUAUCACCGUUGGCUAUCAGAAGUUUUCAAACAAUUGAUUUAAAAAUAAAUUCCGAAGAACACAUACGACUUGAUCCGGAUUAUUUUAUUCUAUUGAAUAAACUUUUUACCAAUACAACACAACAUUCACUAUCAAUAACAUUGCGUUUUCAAAAUUUCUAUUCAUUUCAUGCUGAAACAGCUACAUUUCGAAAUUUAUUUCAUAGCAUCAACACUCCAUAUUCGCGUUUUAUUAUUGAAUUGCAUCCGUUAAAAGCAAAAUCAAUUAUAUUUGAACCCAAUACAUUCGAUAAUCUUAAUGUUCACGAACUUUCAAUCUACGCUGAUUCAUUAACAUCAUCAUUUGAAUCAAUAUUUAACAAUACUAACAUAUUGCAUUUAAACAUCGAAGGAGCAACUGUUGCACAUGAUCCAUCACUCUUAUCAAAAUUUACAGGUCAAAUUCGAUCAUUAAAGGUAACACGAAUGAUUGAUAGUGUUAACAGCGACGAAUUUCCUCCGUUUCCAGUUCAAUCCUAUACGAUUGAAGCUCAUAAAAUGAGAAAAUUAAAUGCUUUAUCAUUUUCGGAUUAUAAACAAUUAACCGGUUUGAAUAUAAUUCAACCAGAUGUUUCAAUCACACCAAAAGUUUUAAACGGCUUGGAAAAUUUAUCGAGUUUACGAUCGAUUUCGUUCGACGCCGAACGCAUUGCUGAUGGUGCAUUAAAACAUGUUAAACAUAUACAAACAUUAAUUCUCGGUUCAUAUUUAAGAAUGUUAGAUACUGAAAGUCUUAAUCUUCUGACGUCAUUAAAACAAUUGGAUGUACGUUACGUACAAUUUUCAACUUUACAAGCGAAUACAAGUUGUGCUUUAGCUGAUUAUAUUAAUCGACGACGAAUGUUAGGUUUAACUGUUUAUUUACCAAAUGAAAAUAUCGAUUGUGAUUGUAUAUUAGUUUUUCUUAAUACUAUGGUUGAUGAUGGUGAGCAAUUAAUAAGAUGUCAAUCGACAAAUAAUGAUCGUUGUCUAUUUUCAUCAUGUCCAAUUGUAUCGGAAUAUUUUAAUCGUAAACAAAUCGAUCAUGAAAUCAUUCAAGUAAAUACACCCGCUCUAUUAACACCAUCGAUUGCAUCACCUGUUGUUGAUUUCAAUGAACAAGAUUCACCUUACUAUCUUGAUUCAAAAGAAGAACGAACAACUGUGAGCAUUAUUAUGGAACCAAGCAUUUAUGAUGAAGACGAAACUCUGCCGACUACUACAAGCAUACCGGCAACGACAACGACAAUAAUAGCACCGUUUUUAACUGAUCCUGAAGAGCCUAGUAAAGAUUUCUCGACACCAUUGAUGAAACGACUAAAUUUUGAAUCAAAAACUUUUGGAUCUUCGAAUUAUUUAAUUGUAUCAUGGAUUCCGUUUGCUAUAAUAGCUUCGUGUCUAUUUCUUACAUUAUUGAUUGCUAUGAUUAGUUAUAUUAUUUAUCAUCAACGGCAUACUGUUUCGUUUAAACUUAUUCCACAAACAUUACCUAUUAUUUGA